This is a messenger RNA of Hyposmocoma kahamanoa, 1502 nucleotides long. RefSeq names its product zinc carboxypeptidase-like. Bases 111 to 1502 code for a protein of 463 amino acids. The transcript is spliced from 8 exons. Gene Ontology annotation, molecular function: metallocarboxypeptidase activity; zinc ion binding. The record is from RefSeq and is a predicted model, not a curated record. Gene Ontology annotation, biological process: proteolysis. Lineage: Eukaryota; Metazoa; Arthropoda; Insecta; Lepidoptera; Cosmopterigidae.
AAUGAUCUUCAUGAAAUAAUGUUAUUUAUCAGAGACAAUAAGAUCUCUUAGGCCAUGCAACAAACACUUAACAUGUUGUUACUAAUAAUCAGUUAUUUGAUAACCUAAUAAUGUUAAAAUCUUUGUAUCUAUUUCUAAUAAUGACGUUUAAUGACGGUGUGCUUUGUAAAGAUUACACUAAUUACACAUUAUAUAAAGCUAAACCUGAAAAUCAAAACCAACUCACGUUACUGAACAACUUAACGGAUAUGAACACCAUUGAUUUUUGGGUGCCUCCAAGUACAAUCAACCGUUUUGUGGAAUUUGUCAUAUCGCCUGAAGACAAACCUUAUUUUUUUAAAGCAUUUGAUAAGGAAAAGAUUCAAUUGACAACAAUUAUUUAUAAUAUACAAAGUGAAUUUGACCAACAACUCGACGAUAACAAAACCCCAGAGAAGUACGACUGGAGCAAAUACAACACACUAAACCAAACAUACAAUUGGCUCACUGAUUUUCAAAAACGUCAUGCUGAAGAAAUGGAAAUAUUGACAAUUGGAAAAACUGCCGAGGGAAGACCUAUUAAGGCAGUUAAAGUAGUUUUGAAAGGAUCAAAGACGAGGUCUUCUGUUAUCAUAGAAGGUGGAAUCCACGGGAGAGAGUGGAUCUCACCAGCUUUCGUGACGUACAUGUUAAAUGCUAUAGUUACAGCUAAAAGUGAAAAGGACAAGGUUCUGAGGGAAAUCGCUUUGACUUAUGAAUGGUUUUUCAUACCUAUACUUAAUCCUGAUGGAUUUCAGUAUACUCAUGCAAUGGAUCGAUUAUGGGUGAAAAAUCGCUAUAACAACCACGGAGUUGACCUUAAUGCCAAUUUUCCUUACACUUUUGGCACUGCGCGCAUAAGCUCGAACAUAUCGUCAAAACUUUACUGUGGUCCAUAUCCAUUUUCUGAGUCAGAAAGCAGAGCCUUACGAGAUUUCGUCCUUACUAAAAGCACCACGUUGGAAUAUUAUAUAUCUAUCCAUUCAUACGGGCAGUUCUUGAUAUUGCCAUAUGAUAAUUCAAGAGAACACCAAGAUAAUUACGACGAAGUGAAAACAAUGGUCACGGAAGUUGUCAGCAGUAUAUCAAAUCGAUAUGGUACAGAAUAUACUGUUGGAAAUCUAUUCGAAACUAGAGCAUUUUUGGCCUCGGGCAGUAGUACUUCGUGGAUAAAGAGUGCCAUUAAAGUCCCAUACGUUUUAACUGUGUACCUCCGUGACAAAGACAUGUUUGGCUACGCUUUACCAUCUGAACAAAUUAUACCUACCUGCGCCGAAACUUUGGAUGGAUUGUUGUCGUUUCUACAAAUUAAAACAGAAAUGUUUGAAACAUUUGAUCACGUAGACAAUAAUAGUGGUAAACCCCUUUUGACGCAACUCAAUUAUUUAACAUCAGAAAAUGCUACGAGUGGACAAAGAGACGGCUUAAUGAAGGCAUCUGGGGUUAUUUUCAAUGUUUUAUUUGUAGUUUUGUUACAAGAGUAG